GAUUCAAUGAUCUAUGAUGAUGUGCACAUCAACUUCACUCAGGAAGAGUGGGCUUUGCUGGAUCCAUCCCAGAAAAGUCUCUACAAGGAUGUGAUGGUGGAGACCCACAGGAACCUCACUGCCAUAGGCUACAAGUGGGAAGACCAUAAAAUUGAAGAACAUUGUGACAGUUCUAGAAGAAAUAAAAGGUAA
Mesocricetus auratus (golden hamster) is the source of this 192-nucleotide messenger RNA. Its product is annotated as zinc finger protein 431-like. Gene Ontology annotation, biological process: regulation of DNA-templated transcription. The record is from RefSeq and is a predicted model, not a curated record. Lineage: Eukaryota; Metazoa; Chordata; Mammalia; Rodentia; Cricetidae. The annotation marks the transcript as partial. The transcript has 2 exons.